Molecule: messenger RNA, 2860 nt
Organism: Labrus bergylta (ballan wrasse)
Lineage: Eukaryota; Metazoa; Chordata; Actinopteri; Labriformes; Labridae
Source: RefSeq, a predicted model, not a curated record
AAAAAAAGAAAGAAAAUAAGACAAAGCCUAUUUAAUUUUUGUUUUUAGUUAAAACGGACUGUCUUCUAUUGAUAACAUCUGUACACCGAAGCUGGGAAACACACCUUUUCAGGUGGGCACCUGAGAGCAGAUGAACAAACAGUGUGUCUGCAUAUAAAACCAAUAGUUAACAUUGUUCCGUCCACAUAUUAAGAGAUAUUUGAAGUUUGAAAAAGUAGCCUAACUUAAGCCGUGUAGCCUCGCAUGUAGGCGUCGUGACUACACAAUGGUCGAGCUUCUACCUUAUUGUGAAGGUCGGAGGUAUACACAGACCGGAAGCUCAGAUGUUAACAUCUGGACGAGACACUGUCGUUUAGAACCUUGCCUGUUUGUCUGCAUCCUACAGCCGCGCCCCUUUGUGUUGCCUGAGCCCAACUGCUCCAAGAAGUGUUGACUUGAUCCUGUUCUGACUUGUUGGAAGGAGAAAUAACAACCCACGAGUUGUUGGAGUUAAAUCAGAGAGUAAAAGUGUUUUUUCUGUUCCUGCACUCGCGACGACAAAGUGAAAGUGAAAGUACACUGAAGGUACGACGGCGGCUGCGGAGCAUACCUGUGAUUAUUCUGCUGCUCUGCAAUGGGUUGCUUUUAUUUCCUGGCCUCGUUCUUAUUUACCUCCUGCCUCGUUCUAGGUGCUGAAUCGCCUACAAAAUAUGUCCUCAAGGGGACGGGGGAGAGCUUGAAGCCGACCUUUUCUGGACAACCAAAUUCAAUUCUGUGGAAACAUAACGGAAACAAAGUGGUGGAGUUUGACAGCAGAGAGGAACAGGUGUACGGAGCGUACAAAAACAGGAUCACUCUCGACUGGGCCACAGCAGAGCUCGAAAUCACCGGCCUGAAGUUUGAAGACAGAGGACUCUAUGAAGUGGAAGUCGACAUCAACAACAUGUUACAUCUGUCAGAAUUCAAACUGGAGGUCAUAGACAAGGUUGCCAUGCCGACCAUAUCUUGUGAGUUAAACAAAGACGGUGGCUCCGAUGUUUCUGAGGUCCGGGCGACGCUGCUGUGCUCUGCAGACCCCACCCCACCUGAGUCCAUGAUGAAGUUUGAGUGGAGAGCACGGGGAAAAUCACAACCGGGACACAAGUUUAAUAUUUCUCUGGGAGACGAACGAGAUAACGAAGAAUACAGAUGUUCAGUCAGCAACCCUGUGAGCAGUGAGACGGCGACAUUCACAGCAAAGGAUUGUUAUCACGAUAAUUCAUCUGUAGCUGUGGCUGUCAGUCUGACUGUCGUUGGUUUAAUCGUACUCAUGUUGAUCAUCAUCUUCUGCAAAAAGAGACAAAAAGCAUGUUUUGCUAAAGGACAACAGGAUGAUGAGGAGAAACAGACUGAAGGCUCAGAUAAGAAGAAGGCUCAGGGAGGUGAAACCAGUCCUCUUCUUACUGAAACGCCUCUGUCUGAUCAGCGACUCAAUGUGAGCUACUCUCCAGAACCUGUUGUAGAUACGAAGCCACCAGAAGGUAACGUCAAUGAGAAGAAAGAAUUCUUUGAAAAAAAGGCUAAAGAAGCUCAACAGACUAAAAACAUAACAGAAACUUUAUCUCCUCCUACCUCUCCGUUUGGGAACUUAAUCUCUCCAAGUCUUCAUGCUGACUUCGACAGAGGUGAUACAGAUGCAGAUGUGAUGAAUCUCUCUGGAGAGGAAAAGAUCUCACAGCCUGAGCACUCAAACUCUGAGGAGACAAAAGAACCAGAGUGUGUUGGUUUGUCUGAUGAAUCUGAACAGCCAGGCUCAGAUAAGAAGAAGGCUCAGGGAGGUGAAACCAGGCCUCUUCUUGGUCAGCGACUCAAUAAUACUAUGAACCCCAAUCACCCUGAUAGCAUGGUCAAAGAAGACACUGAAUUACUCUUGGAAAAAGCAGCAGCCAGCUCUCACCAGAACCAGGCUCCAGCGGCAGCCAGCUCCCACCAGGACCAGGCUCCAACGGCAGCCAGCUCCCACCAGAACCAGGCUCCAGCAGCAGCCAGCUCCCACCAGAACCAGGCUCCAGCAGCAGCCAGCUCUCACCAGAACCAGGCUCCAACAGCAGCCAGCUCCAGCAGCAGCCAGCUCCCACCAGACCAGGCUCCAGCGGCAGCCAGCUCCCACCAGGACCAGGCUCCAGCAGCAGCCAGCUCCCACCAGGACCAGGCUCCAACGGCAGCCAGCUCCCACCAGGACCAGGCUCCAACGGCAGCCAGCUCCCACCAGGACCAGGCUCCAACGGCAGCCAGCUCCCACCAGGACCAGGCUCCAACGGCAGCCAGCUCCCACCAGGACCAGGCUCCAACGGCAGCCAGCUCCCACCAGGACCAGGCUCAAACGGCAGCCAGCUCCCACCAGGACCAGGCUCAAACGGCAGCCAGCUCCCACCAGGACCAGGCUCAAACGGCAGCCAGCUCCCACCAGGACCAGGCUCCAACGGCAGCCAGCUCCCACCAGGACCAGGCUCAAACGGCAGCCAGCUCCCACCAGGACCAGGCUCCAACGGCAGCCAGCUCCCACCAGGACCAGGCUCAAACCAGCCAGCUCCCACCAGGACCAGGCUCAAACGGCAGCCAGCUCCCACCAGGACCAGGCUCAAACGGCAGCCAGCUCCCACCAGGACCAGGCUCAAACGGCAGCCAGCUCCCACCAGGACCAGGCUCAAACAGCAGCCAGCUUCCACCAGGACCAGGCUCAAACAGCAGCCAGCUCCCACAGCAGCCAACUCUGCACACUCCGACCAAGCUGUCAAGGCAUCUAAUCUGGCCCGUGGACCUCUCUGGGCCUGAAAAGAACCGCUUGCCAGAGACUGAAACGCGGGACCAGCCGGCAGAGUUCAAUCGAACACAUCUCACA